CGGCCAACCUCACUUGCAUGUUUUCCAAGUACGAUCCGCAACAACAACAACAACAACAACCCAAGCACAUACAUUGGGUGGCCACCGGACACGAUGAGCGCCUCUGCAAGUCCGGACGAUUAUGAGGGCGAUUGGUCUCAAACAGAACCACGUUCCCCCGCCGAGCGAUCCCGUAAACGACAGCGCACCGCCGCCUUUCGCGAUCAUCAGAACCAGGAGACAGGCUUGAUGAGAGAUGGCGACAACCCGGGACUUCCUCGCUUUGUAGGUAGCAGCAGUGGCAUCCACUUUGUUCGAACAGUCUACGGCAUUCUGUCCCGCACUGGCAACCAACUCAGCGUCUCACACCUGGUACCAGGUGAAGACGACCAGCUUGACGACGCCCGCGAAUCUGUGGCCGGGUCCCCGGCCACACCAGGAACCGGUGCCCGUACUCCUCUGUGGCGUUCCGAUGAGGUCGUACAGGGUGGGAACCACAAGGCCUCGGACAUCACCUUCGACACCUUAAUAGCCUGGACAAAGAGUUACUUCGAGAUAUGGCAUCCCGUCUUUCCGUUCCUGCAUGGCCCCGAGGUAGUGGAGAUCCUCGAGCAAGUCGCCAACAACGGCCUGGAGAAUAUCUCUCCUCAGGACGCAGCUAUAGUGAGAGCAGUAGUCUCCAUCUCAUUGGCAGAUACCCGCCAGUUGGGCCCUGGGACAGAUCCUGGCCCAGGGCCAGUUCCCCUGGACCUCGUUUUCUCCAGCCUCGAUCACUUGGCCUCAUCCCUCCACUUUGUCUUGGGGACACCGGCUUCACUUAAGAAUAUGCAGGCCGCUCUCUGCGUCGAGCUUUUUCUUGUCAGCAUGCUGAAAUUCAACAUGGCCUCCAGAAUAGGCGGAGUAGCCGUGAGGAUGGCGUACCACCUCGGCUUGCAUAGAUGCCCGCGUCGCUACCAGAACUUUAAUCCACAUGAGGUAUCGAUGAGAAAACGGAUAUGGUGGUCGUUUUACUGUCUGGAACGGCUGGUGUGUCAGGCUCUUGGCCUCCCACUGGAUGUCCAAGAUUCCGACGUCGAUGUCUGCUUCUCACACGAUGUGGAAUAUCACCAACAAGCUAAUAGCGAAGACGAGCAGUACGAAGAUGAGUCCAAUGCUCAGUUAAAGCUCCUGACUCUUCUGUCUAAACAUGCGCAGAUCAGAGGCAUGAUUCUGGAGCUGCGUCACAAGAGCCUGCACGUUAGACAAGAUACCCUUGAUCGCUCAUUGCUCGUUCAAUCGAAACUUACGAGGUGGACAAAUGUUGUUCAUGAGAGUUAUGAGUCCCUCACUGGCGAACAAACAGACGAUGAAGAUCAACCAGGGCCUGUGGCAGCAGGACAGUCCGGCGUUGACCGCACAGCUCCCUUGUAUCACCCUUUACUCCUGAUUCUUCAGCAUGAGUCUACAAUUGCGCUCAACAGACCACUCCUGGCCAAGACGCCUCGGACGUCUGCCUCUCAAGCCGCCCUUGAGGCUUGUAUUGGCGCUUCGAGGGGGAUCCUGGAAACAGUGAGUGACCAACAGUCGGACUGUGCCGGCCGUGCAUUUUCGGCUGCGCUCAUGGUCUGGCCCUUAUUGACGUGGUCUGUGUGGAUGAGCUGUUUUAUUCUCAGUUACGCUGCACUAGAAGGUGUAACCAGUAUUUCGUCCGCCCUAAGGUCUGUUAAGCGGGAAAUUCACGUCUUGAACGCGCCUAUUCGGAAAGUCUUAGCCCGCUGACCAGUUGACCAACCCCCAUGGUACAGAUAUGCGAGGCGGACGCUUCGAAUACUCGGCGAGCUCUCCAAACGGGGCACCUCGUGGCCUGAUUCUUGUGCCCAGGCAGUAAAGCAUCUAAUUACGGCUCUCGAACAGAGGAAGUCAAAACCAGAUGCUGCGCCCGCUCCCGGCGAGAAAUCUUCUGCCACUGGCCCAGCUCAUCCAACGGACCGCUCUACACGAUCUUCUGGCAGAAGGAAGGGCAAAGCUAUUGGGGACGCUAUCAGAGAGGCCCAACAAGAUGACGAGAGCCAGGCCACGCCAGUCGGCCAGACAAUUGCGAAUGGACAGCGUAUCAGCACAGCAUACCAACCUAACAAGCUUGGCCACGGUCUGAGGCCUUCGGAAUCCGCUAGAGGUACUCCAUUGGUUGCCCAGCAGCCCGAAGUCGUGAGUUUCUAUGGCAUGGCACCGGGGUCCACCGGCUGGAACCCAGGAAUGACUGCUACAGACCCGUAUUUUAUGCCGG
Molecule: messenger RNA, 2245 nt
Organism: Diaporthe batatas
Lineage: Eukaryota; Fungi; Ascomycota; Sordariomycetes; Diaporthales; Diaporthaceae
Exons: 3
Coding region: 94-1737 (547 amino acids)
Biological process (GO): DNA-templated transcription
Molecular function (GO): DNA binding; zinc ion binding
Source: RefSeq, a predicted model, not a curated record